GUAGCUCCUAUAUCAGAGGCAGAGGUAGUUCCUAAUCACAGGCAGAUAUUACGUCCUCUAAGAGACCUCUGUUGCAUGGAGGAGUGGUACUCCUGACCAGCGAAAUGAGAAAGGAUCCGAGCGACACAUGUGCCCUUCUGAAUGGCCAUUCUGAGUGUGAGGAUGACUGUGAGGGAGACACACUCCUGGCAGCAGAGCGGACUCAUGGAAGGUCUGUUGACAGGAGCUGGAAAAGAAAGCCUUGCCCCCCGUGUGGCUGGCUGUGCCUGUACUCCCUGGUUGUGCUGCUGAGCAUUCUGCAGGUGCUGUCUCUCGUCUUUUACGUCGGGACGAACUGGAGGGUGGAGGAGCUGCAGCUGCAGCUGACUGCCCUGCACGAGAGAGCAGAGUCCAAUGAAUUUGAACCAAAGGGAGCAGAGAACAUAGCUAAGGAUAAACAUGUCUAUGUGGCCAAGACUGAAAAUGAGCAGAAACUACUGACCAUGGAAUCCAACCUUGCACGUGUUAACCAGUAUGUGGUAUCCUUGAAGAGCAGUUAUGAAAAGCUGAAAUCAGCAGUUGAACAGGGAGAAACUCAGGCUCAGCUGUCAUCUCUGUCGAACAUUGUACUGCAUAUCAACGAAACAACAUCCAAUGAUUUCCUGUCUGUGAGAGCAGAAACAAGCCAUUUAAAAUGUGCCAUUGCCAAUUUGACCAGAACAACAUCUGUCAUGGAGGAAAACAUAUCUUCAAACAUGGAGAGGCUAGACAGAGCCUUCGCGCACAUUCAGAAGCUCAAUGCUGAGAUGGGCCUCGUUCACGGUUACCCAAACACUGCGGACCUCAAAACCACACAUGUCCCUCUGGCAAGACCCCGUCCUCAAGAGAAUAACUCUUCGACAAACAUUUUACUGAUGAAAAUGAAUUCACCACCACCCACUAUGGACAAACACAGUAAUAACUCCAUGGAAGCGACUGUGAGCAGAAAUUCUUCAGUAGAGCGGCAAGCAACUAUUCCUGGACAAGACGCAGUCAGAGAACCCGACCGAAAUGAUGAAAACCUACAGCCUACAGCUGGCAGCACAGAGACCGCUGGGUUCACUGAAGCAGGCAGGAACUGAGGAAAUGAGAAGCUGCAAGACAGGGAGGUGCCUGUCACUCACAGUGUUUGGAAACAGCUCUUUGGGACCAGUAGUCACUCUUCAGUUCCACCGCCAUGGGAUUUCACAGACACCUGCACAGUGCAUUUACUUUUAUUUACAUUGUGGCUAACAAGGAUUUUAAUUGUUCUUGAGACUAAUUUUAAUUUCUGCUAUUCUGUUUGAUCAUGUUACUCUGCCAGUCUUAAACACAACAGCACCAUUUGUUAGAAAUGUAAACUGCAAACAUGUAACAUUACUAGUGUAUAGCAGCUUCAGUGAAAAAGAAAAAUGUGUGAAAUAAAGGC
This is a messenger RNA of Megalops cyprinoides (Indo-Pacific tarpon), 1426 nucleotides long. RefSeq lists its product as uncharacterized. Lineage: Eukaryota; Metazoa; Chordata; Actinopteri; Elopiformes; Megalopidae. The record is from RefSeq and is a predicted model, not a curated record. The transcript is spliced from 9 exons. The coding region runs from base 105 to 1100 and encodes 331 amino acids.